Messenger RNA from Parus major (Great Tit), 3230 nucleotides. RefSeq lists its product as uncharacterized. The transcript is spliced from 4 exons. The record is from RefSeq and is a predicted model, not a curated record. The coding region runs from base 815 to 1582 and encodes 255 amino acids. NCBI's taxonomy places the organism in Eukaryota, Metazoa, Chordata, Aves, Passeriformes, Paridae.
UUAACCCUUCGCUAAACAUCUCUCUACAGAUGGGGGAAGCUCAUUUGGCAAAGCACAGAGAUCCCCAGGGAGGCUGAGAAUCGGCUUUGGGAUACGCUGGAAAAAUUCUUCAGUUGGGUCCACUGGUGGUAGGGAAAAAAGUCUGCUUUGGGGAAUUCUUGGCUUAAAAUUGAUUUGAAUCCUUAAAAUCUACAGAAAUCUUUGGUUUAAAAUCAACGGGAGAUAAUGAGAUGAAAUGAGAUGAAAUGAGAUGAAAUGAGAUGAAAUGAGAUGAAAUGAGAUGAAAUGAGAUGAAAUGAGAUGAGCUUUGAGGCCACUCCCAACCCCUUCCAUGAUUCCAUGGCCCUGCAGCCCAAAACAGAGUUCCUCCUGUACUUAGCAAGUCUUGUUCUUUCCUGGUUUUCUAACCUCCAUAUUCAAGAGUUAUAAAAAUAACCGAUUUUACACCACCUUUACAUCAUCUUUAUCUCCUUCGCUUCCCCUUUUCCUUCCCCCUCCAGUCUGCACCAACUCCCACCUGGAUCCCGCUGGCUCCUCGCAGGAGCUCUUCUAUCGCCUUCUCCUCAGGGUGUUUUUACCCACUAUAAAUUAAAAUAAAUCCAUGACCGUUCAUGUUUCUUCCUCCUGAUGGAGAAACUGAGGCACGGGAAGGGGAAAUGAAGCCAAGACAAAAAAAUACCCCAAGAUUUUACGGGAAGUCAGGACUUUUACUCUGGCUCCUAGUCAGCAUCUCUGCUUUCACUCCCAGAAGAAUUUGCUAUUUAUAGCUCUGCUUUGCUCUGUUAGAACAUAAUCAAAACCAUCCUCCCUCCAUAUGAGAACUCAUCCAGCGGCACUAACCCUCCCCGGGGAAAACUUCCCAAGAUCUGCAAUUCAGCCAUCCGAAACGCCUCCACAACGGGAAACUUCCACCGCCGGGACUCGGUGCACGGGACACGGGACACGGGACCCGCUCAGCCCUCCCCGCUGCAGCUCCGGGCACAGCUCGGGCUCCCUCCCGCUCUCAACCCCCCCCGAGUCAUUUCCUGCCCCACCGGACGGCUCAGGAAGGGCCCGCGGAGCAGGAGCGGAGCCGCUGCCGGCAGCCGACACCCAACGGAGGACGAUGAACUUGUGCAUCGCUGUGCUCCUGCUCCUUCAUUCCUUGACGGGGAAGGCAGAAGUCCAAGAUGACAUGGAGGAGAUGACACAGGAUUUAUAUGACUACAUGGCACAUUUAAGUAAUUACUAUUAUUCCACAGAAGAUUAUUACUAUGACAACAUCACGGCAACCCCUGCCACAUACAUGUAUGAGUUGGAUACAUAUGAGACAAGCACCAUUGGAGAGGUGGACUGGGAGAAGUGGUUUCCAGUAGAGAAUGCCACCACCAUGAUUUCAGGAUUACCAGACACAAAUGCUCCAGGGGAUUCCAGGGAUGUUGACAACAGUCAGGUGGGUGCUUGUCAGCUCAGGAGCUCUGCCACAGGCAGAGCUGGGACUUUCUUACUGAUUGAUUUUCCUUGGCUCACCAGGAUUCCCAGGAAUCAUUGGGACCAUCCCUGCAGGGCCACCUCACCCUCAUCAUCCUCCUCAGCUUCCUGAGUCUCCUGCUAUGACCCCCAGACUCCUCUUCCAAAGGUACUCUGGGAUUUCAACACUCACUCAAAGUGUGUCCUUUAACCCAGGGAAAUCAAAUUCUUUCUGAAGCAGCAACUUUCCAAAACAAUGGAAAGAUAACAAACCCUUCCAGGCGUCCAGAUGCGAUGCCAGGGAACUCACCAGCAGCUCUGAUGCCACUAAUGGCCUGGAGAGGCUUUCCAGGGCAUUUUCCCAAUGACCUCCAGGCAUUCAGUGGGACCUUCACAGGUGUGAGCAGCCAGGCACCUCCCACUGCUCAUCCACUCAAACAUCCCGCUCCAUAAAACCCUGGAAUGGUUUGGGUUGGGAUGAACCUCACAGGCCAGCUGGUUCCUGCCCAGGUUCCUCUGAAGCUCUGUCCCACCUGGCCAACCUUCUCCUACAGAUGGAACUCUCCAACAUCGCAGGAAUAUGCUGACCCCCGUCCUGCCACGCUCUGGAACCUGCUUACCUUUUUCCCUCAUUCCAGACACGGUGGCUGGGGUGGUGACCAGGACACUGUCAGGUGUUGACAAUGACAUCCUCUCCACGAGGCGUUGUCUCUGUUCUGGAACUGCGAGAUUUUGUGUCUGAGGUUUUGGUGGAGGGACGGUGCCGCCCCACGGCGCAAGCACGGAGAGCUCUGCAAUGCUUCAGUCCCUUCCUGUCUCCUCAGAUUCUGCUGUAAAUAACAACCUCUGUCAAUAAAAUCCCCAACACCUGGUGCACGGUCUCUCACAGUAAACAACCCGUAACCACCACCAGAACUGGCAUAACAAAUACAAACAGCGUGUGCAGUGCUUGUCCCAUCAGAAGGAUCUUCUCGAGCCUCUAAACCCAGCCAGGAACUCCCAACUUUGUUUCUUCCACAACUGCUCUUCACACCAUUUAUUUUCCGGAAACACCCACAGUAUCUGGGUGCGAUGAGAAGCUGGACCAGAAAACCUCCCACCACCCCAGCCCCCCAUACAGAGAGCAAACUGUUGCAGAAAUGGCUGAUUUUGGUCAAAAAAAUCAGUUAAAUACCUUUUUGGAGGAAAAAAGUGCACUCCCACACUCGGUGCCUACAUUGCUUUUCCUUGGGAGGGUUAACAGGAAGGAGGGAUGGAAAACUGGCCCAGGUGCACCCAUGUAACCCUAGAGGACAAAAGAGGUUGAGUCGAGCCAACAGGAGAUUCAUGGUGGUCACAGUCCCCAGAGCCCUUGGCUCCCUUCAGAAGCCUCCCAGACCCCGGGAGCAGGUACGACCCAUCCCACCCACCUCCUCUGCACCCACGGAGCAGCGGCGCCAGCCCUGGCCUGUCCCACCACUCCCAGGUUAUCCAGGCCCCAGCCUUGGAAAGAAAACUUCUGUUUCCUACGGACACGAAGAGGCUUGAAAAGGGCUCAGAAGCGUCUAGAGGAGAGAGACUAGAUACACUGCCUGGCAGUGCCACCUCCUGGCUCUGUGCUGCCAUAAAGAUGGAUUGAAAAAAGCCAAGAACACCCUGGAAAAUUAUUCAGGAUCACACAGCAGUGAGAUUUCCAAGCCUGGAGUGGAGUAAAAAGCAAUUAAAGGAAAAUAAAAGAAGUGGUAUGUUUCUAUAUACCAUCCCUCUAUUGCAGACAUUGAAAAUAAACCAGUUUGUUGUAA